This is a messenger RNA of Gambusia affinis (western mosquitofish), 1305 nucleotides long. RefSeq names its product annexin A13-like. The record is from RefSeq and is a predicted model, not a curated record. NCBI's taxonomy places the organism in Eukaryota, Metazoa, Chordata, Actinopteri, Cyprinodontiformes, Poeciliidae. The transcript has 11 exons. Bases 177 to 1127 code for a protein of 316 amino acids. Gene Ontology annotation, cellular component: cytoplasm. Gene Ontology annotation, molecular function: calcium ion binding; calcium-dependent phospholipid binding.
CCUUGAGCCAGCCCCCGCCCCUAUCCGGCCCAGCCCGGUCCGGUCCGGUCCUGCCCAUCCCGUCUGCUGCUCACGCCACGCGUGACACAUCACGGCACACAGCAGCAACACAUCAGGACGCAAAGCAGCCAGUUUCCCCCCUCAACCGCUUCACAGCAGGGAUCCGUGCGCACAAUAUGGGCAACGUGCAGCCCACCGUAGUCCCAUUUGAGAACUUUGACGUUACGGUGGACAUCAAAGACAUUAGAAAAGCAUGUAAAGGUUUAGGCACAGAUGAGGAAGCUAUCAUCCAGAUCCUGGCCAACCGCUCUGCGGCUCAGCGCCUGGAGAUCAAACAGGCCUACUUUGAAAAGUAUGACGACGAGCUGGAGGAGGUGCUGAAGAAGGAGCUCACCGGUAGCUUUGAAAACGCCAUCGUAGCCAUGUUGGACGCGCCGCAGGUGUUCUUCGCCAAGGAGCUCAGGAAGGCGAUGAAGGGGGCGGGAACAGACGAGGCCGUCCUGGUGGAGAUCCUGUGCACGGCUACGAACGAGGAUAUCAUGAGCUACAAGGAGGCGUACGUCCAGGUGAACGAGCAUGACCUGGAGGCGGACAUAGAGGGCGAUACCAGCGGAGACGUUAGGAACCUGCUGAUCUCACUGCUGCAGGCGAGCAGAGACGAGGGCUACGAGGUGGACGAGGGUUUGGCCGAACAGGACGCCAUGUCUCUGUUUGAGGCAGGUGAGGGCAGGUUUGGUACGGACGAGUCGACCUUCACCUUCAUCCUGACACACAGGAACUACAUGCAGCUUCAGGCCACCUUUAAGGCCUACGAGUCCCUUUCGGGGACAGACAUUUUGGACACGAUUGACGCCGAGGCGACGGGAACCCUCAAGGAUUGCUAUGUAACUCUUGUGAGGUGUGCUAAGAACCCGCAGCUGUAUUUUGCUCGACGCCUCAAUGCUGCAAUGAAGGGACUUGGCACUGAUGAAGACACACUCAUACGCAUCAUCGUAGGCCGCUCUGAGAUCGACCUGGAAACGGUGAAGGACAUGUACCUGGAGAAGUACGACGUCACCCUGAAAGACGCCCUGGACUCGGAGUGUGGGGGAGACUUUAAGCGUCUGCUCAUUGAGAUCUUGCACUGAAUCACACAUUUACAUUCACGUCCACUCCUCACCCGGCCUUAUUCCGCUGUGACGUAACAGGAUGUCACUACACGCUCCGUUUUCUAUCACUCUUCACUCUCUACUCUAGCCUUUCUCCGUCUCGGAGAGUUCACUUUACAGCACGGACCAAAAUAAAAAACCAACUCGACGUAAUCCA